ACUCGAGUCAGUCAAGUGCCAGUUGUCGAACGAUUCCAACGAUUCCGGGAUUCGCAUCCGCAGCUGUCAGAGCUCGGAAAUCGCAAUAGAAGUCAACGCCAUGAAUCCGCCGCACGGACUGUCAAAAUCCGUACUCUUCACGGUGCUCGGCGUCGUCUUAAUGUCAGCAGCUUUCUCGCAUGCGCUCGAUUGCUAUGUGUGCACCUAUUUGGAUGGCUACAGUGAUAACUCCUGCCUGAAGAACGCCAGUGCCGUUACCGUGCUCAACUGCACCAAGAAGUACUGCGUGACAAUGCGCGUGGAAAUGCGGCGCAACUCGAGCAAGGUGAUGUCCUUUCAGCGCGACUGCCAGGACAAACCGCUGAUGCAGUAUGGCAAUAAGCCAGAUGAAACGUUUCGCACUUACUUCACAUCCUGCCAACAGGACCGCUGCAAUGGACACGAUGGUCGGAUUAGGAACUCGACAAAUGGCAGUUGGGGCAGCGCCAUACACAAUGCUAUUAUUCCAGGAAAAGGUUCUGGUCAGGUCGUGGCUCUUAGUCCUUGUUUACCUUUACUUUUGACUAUCAUGGCACUUUGCCAGUUUCCAUAAAGCUUUCGCUUUUAAUACCCCACCAAAAUGUGUUUCUAAAUA
Messenger RNA from Drosophila yakuba, 634 nucleotides. RefSeq lists its product as uncharacterized. NCBI's taxonomy places the organism in Eukaryota, Metazoa, Arthropoda, Insecta, Diptera, Drosophilidae. The coding region runs from base 101 to 592 and encodes 163 amino acids. The transcript is spliced from 4 exons. The record is from RefSeq and is a predicted model, not a curated record.